Molecule: messenger RNA, 2755 nt
Organism: Sander lucioperca (pikeperch)
Lineage: Eukaryota; Metazoa; Chordata; Actinopteri; Perciformes; Percidae
Gene: slc14a2
Product: solute carrier family 14 member 2
Exons: 11
Coding region: 136-1662 (508 amino acids)
Biological process (GO): urea transmembrane transport
Cellular component (GO): membrane
Molecular function (GO): urea transmembrane transporter activity
Source: RefSeq, a predicted model, not a curated record
GGAGAUUGAGAAAAGGAAUAGAGGAGGUGGAGUUUUUUCUGUGGACUGUCGCUAUAAAAGCCUUCUUCAGAAUGCUCCGUAGUACAGCUCGAGAUAAGCUGGCAACCCAUUUUGCCUGUUUUUAUUCUGGGACAUAUGCCUGGAUCACACUGCACAAAGGGUAUUCAGAAGAAUAUCAACUCUUCUACUUCUGCUGCCUCGUCCUUUCCUGCCACUGAGCUCCAGCCCCUGAUGGCAAACGCUGACCUGCCAUCUGAGCAUGACAACUCACAGGAGAACAGGAUGGAGAAGGACCCUGUGCAGCCAGAGCCCACAAAUCCGCAGAGGGCUAGGGCCUGCUUCCUCAAGGGAAUCUCCUACUUCUCUGGAGACAUGAAGGUGUUUGGAAAAUGGAUGGAAAAACAGUUUUUCUUGCUGCAGUUGCUGGACUGGGUUUUGCGUGGAGCUGCUCAGGUGAUGUUCGUCAACAACCCUCUAAGUGGCCUCAUCAUUUUUGCUGGCCUCAUCCUGCAGAACUACUGGUGGGCUCUCAACGGUUUUGUGGGCACACUCUUUGCCACCAUUUCUGCCCUUAUUCUGCAACAGAACAGGGGUGCAAUAGCUGCAGGGCUGUAUGGUUACAAUGGCAUCCUGGUGGGUCUGCUGAUGGCUGUGUUCUCCAAUAAAGGAGACUGGUACUGGUGGCUCCUGCUACCCAACAUCUUCAUGUCCAUGAUGUGCCCAAUUGUGUCCAGUGCCCUGGCAUCUAUUAACAGUCGCUGGGAUCUGCCAGUGUUCACCCUGCCCUUUAACAUCCUGGUGUGUCUCCACAUGGUCGCCACCGGACACUACAACCACAACUUUCCCCAAGUCCUCAUUCAGCCUCGCUCAGAGCUGCCCAACAUCACCUGGGCUGAAAUCGACGUAGCCAAGCUGUUCACGUCAGUGCCUGUGGGAAUAGGCCAGGUCUACGGCUGUGACAAACCUUGGACUGGAGGAAUCUUCAUCAUCUCACUCUUCAUCUCCUCCCCUAUCACUUGCGCUCAUGCUGUCCUGGGAUCUGCUGUUGGCAUGGUUUCAGGCUUGGCUCUGGCAGCGCCUUUUGGAGACAUUUACUUUGGUCUCUGGGGAUACAACUGUGUGUUAGCCUGCAUUGCCAUCGGAGGAAUGUUUUACGCUCUGACCUGGCAGGUGCACCUGCUCGCCAUCACAUGUGCUUUUUUCUGCGCAUACCUCAGCGCAGCCAUUGCCAAUAUCAUGUCCACGUUUGGUCUGCCAGCCUGCACUUGGCCUUUCUGUCUCUCUGCCCUCACUUUCCUCCUUUUGACAACGGGGACCAACAAGAUCUUCAAGCUGCCGCUGGCCAAAGUCACCUACCCUGAGAAAAACUUGGGCUUCUUCUGGAAGUUGAAGAAGCAGGAGAAAAUGGAGAGGGCUAAGAAGGCUGAGAAAGAGGGAAAUGAGCAGCAGAAAGCCAUUGAGGAAAACAUUAUACUGAACGAGAAAGAGCAACUGAGGCUAGAGCAUGAAAGAAUGGAAAAAGGGAUGGCAGAAAGUGAGGCAUCAGAGGAUGAAAAUGACGAGACACAUGUCGAAGACCAUUGGGUCGAACAGCAAGGUACUGGAGAUGAAGAAAUCGGACACAAUGAUCUGACGGAGGUCACUCUUGGUGAUCAUGAUUGAUUGAGACGGAGAGAGCGAAAGAGAGAGAGAGAGAGAGAGAGAGAAUCAUUUGAUGAUUUGAUAACACGUCACACUUAUUUUCUUUGUAAAACUUUGUUUAUAUAUUAAAAGUAUAUAUUUUUAAAUAAAUUAUUGUUCUAUGUAUAGUAUAUUAUCUAUUAUAAUCUAGUCCAUGUUGGUUUAUUCAGUUUUGUCUGAAAGUACUUACUAGUUACUACUAGUACUAGUUAAAUAUGAAAUAAUUACAAAUAAUCUUUGAAAUGUAUCAUCUGUUGGUAUAAUGAGCGAUGCUUCUUGCCUGAAAAACACUAAUAUAUAAUAUAUAAUAUAUCAUUUAGUUAUAUUCUAUGACUUACUUAACAAUAAAUCUUUUUCUUGUUCUGAUAAGGCACAGUCACACAAUACACAUAAAUGGUAUCCUUAGAAAUUAACUGUAAUUGCAAUUUAAUGGGCUGCAUACUGCAUCCAGAAAUAUUGUUUAUUGGCCAUGAACAAACCACACAAGCUUCAUCAGAGAAGAAAUGCAAAGAAUGGUGUGGAGUCUAUGCUGUCAUAUUUUACCUUUGAAGACUAGCAGUUCUAAUAUAAGGAUGUGGUAUGUUCUCAGUUAUAGGUAAGGAUGUGCCUUUACUUUGUUAACUGAGACAAUUAAUCUGUCUGUACUAUAAUUUAUGGCACAGAAUGUUUUGUCUCCAAUGAUUUUACCCCAGCUGUAAUGAUUGGGAAGAGGUAACCAGCAGAGCCAGUUUUUGGCAUGUACCAUGCAGUGGUUUUCAAGCAUAAAGAACUCCCACAGGGGCUGGUGGUACAAAUACUGGGUUUGGGUUGAGUAAGAUAGUUGUAUUGUAGACUAUAGGGUUGUAUAUGGCAAGCCGUUUGAGUAUUAAUUCCAUAUCCUGAUAUCAAAAGUCAGGUUCCUUCACUAGUUAACUAGUAAAAGCCAAACAACUUAAUAGUUCACUAGUUGGCCCGCUCUGGACUUUACUAGUUAACUAGUGCGGUCCAAAAAUGUCUACUAGUUAACUAGUAGGACACAAUGCUAAUGAGUAGGAGUGGAGAGGGGGAUUUGAGGCUUCCUAUUGGCUCUCCAGUU